Nylanderia fulva is the source of this 2178-nucleotide messenger RNA. The record is from RefSeq and is a predicted model, not a curated record. Lineage: Eukaryota; Metazoa; Arthropoda; Insecta; Hymenoptera; Formicidae.
CUGUACCCUCUUAAUAGUAUAUGUUCUAUGACCCUCUUACUUUUUGCGGCACCUUACAGUCACUUUGCGGAUUUUUUCGAGUUUCGAUUCGGGUUCGAGUUUUCGGUUAUCCGAAACCGAGUGUGACAUUUGUUUAGUGAGAAAAUAUCGAACUAUUUGUUCCUGGACAAGGCACAGAUAUGGGUCGCUACAGGAGCCGCAGUCGAGACAGGGACAGGCGGCGCAGAUCGCGUACCCGCUCGAGGAGCAGAUCACCGCGUGACAGGAGGAGCUGGGGUGGCAGCGGAGGACGUGACAGGCCUUCCAGCAGUCGCAGCAGUCGUGGUCAACCCGGCGCUAAUCUGAGGAAACCACGAUGGGAUCUCAGUCGAUUGGAACCCUUCAAGAAGGACUUUUACAUCCCUCAAGACUCGGUUCAGAAUCGAGAUCUCCGUAUCGUCGAGAAGUACAGAGCUGACAAGGAAAUUACCCUGAGGGGCAAGAGUAUACCCAAUCCUGUUCUCGAUUUCGACGAGGCAGGUUUCCCGGAUUACGUCCUGAAAGAGAUCAAAAGACAAGGUUUCACCGAACCUACGUCGAUCCAAGCUCAAGGAUGGCCUAUUGCAUUGAGCGGCCGAGAUAUGGUGGGCAUCGCAUCCACAGGUUCCGGAAAGACGCUGUCUUAUAUAUUGCCUGCGAUAGUUCACAUUAAUAGCCAGCCGAAGUUAAGUCGCAAAGACGGGCCUAUCGCGUUAGUGUUGGCGCCUACCCGAGAGCUCGCCCAACAGAUUCAGCAGGUUGCCGAUGACUUCGGCCAUUCGUCAGGCAUUAGAAACACCUGUUUGUACGGCGGUGCACCGAAAGGUGCCCAGGCCAGGGAUCUGGACGGCGGUGUGGAGAUAGUUAUCGCUACACCUGGUAGACUGCUAGAUUUUCUCGAAUCUGGCAAGACAAAUCUGAAGAGAUGUACAUAUUUAGUAUUAGACGAAGCUGACAGGAUGUUGGACAUGGGAUUCGAGCCACAGAUCCGAAAGAUUAUAGAACAAAUUAGACCAGACAGGCAGACCCUGAUGUGGUCGGCCACAUGGCCUAAAGAAGUAAAGAAUUUAGCUGAAGAUUUUCUUAAAGAUUACGCUCAAAUCAAUGUCGGUUCUUUACAACUUUCAGCAAAUCAUAAUAUAUUGCAAAUAAUAGAUGUAUGUCAAGACUAUGAAAAAGAGAAUAAAUUAAGUACUCUAUUGAAAGAAAUAAUGGCAGAAAGCGAGAAUAAAACCAUAGUAUUUAUUGAAACAAAGCGUAGAGUGGACGAGAUAACGAGGAAAAUGAAGCGCGAUGGAUGGCCAGCAGUUUGCAUUCAUGGUGACAAGACGCAACAGGAACGAGAUUGGGUUUUACAAGAUUUCAGAUCGGGCAAAGCACCAAUCCUUGUUGCUACUGAUGUUGCCGCACGCGGUCUUGACGUUGAAGACGUCAAGUUUGUCAUCAAUUUUGACUACCCCUCCUGCUCCGAGGAUUAUGUUCAUCGGAUCGGUCGUACCGGUCGUCGACAGAAAACCGGCACGGCGUACACCUUCUUCACGCCCAACAACGCCAACAAGGCCAACGACCUGAUACAAGUGCUGAAGGAAGCUAAUCAGGUGAUAAAUCCGAAAUUGUUGGAGCUCACCGAUUGUAAAGCUGGUGGAUAUGGCAGAAAUAGAGGUGCAAGAAACCGAUGGCGAUCUCGAGGCGGCGGUGGCGGUAGUCGCAACGGGAAGGAACGCAGCUACUCGCGAAGCAGAAGUCGAAGUCAUAGCAGGGAAAGGAACGGUCGUAGCAGUCGACGAAGCUACAGUCGUAGCUACUCGCGAAGUCGUAGCCCCGUUAGCCGUAACGGUAAGAAUGCUGUGUCAACUAUCGAAAACCUAUCAAGGACUCCUGGACCACAUAGUACCUGGACUUCACGUUAAUGAGGGCUAUUGCCGAGUUAAGAGACCAAGAUAGUCUAAUGAUAGCAUAUACUUGGUUAUAUUGGUCAAUAUUGGUGAAAAGAUAGGGCGAUAUAUACGCAGUCCAUAUACUAUAUAGUCUAAGCUUCUGGAUCCUCGACCAUGUUAGAUUGUGACGUCAGAGGCGGGAGAGCGCACGCUGAAAAUUAGUUAGAAUAGUUUUCAAAGUAUUUUAAGAGGGUGCUAAAAUCAUCUGAAGUGCUGUUUUAUC